This is a messenger RNA of Magallana angulata, 1074 nucleotides long. RefSeq names its product tripartite motif-containing protein 5-like. Gene Ontology annotation, molecular function: ubiquitin protein ligase activity. NCBI's taxonomy places the organism in Eukaryota, Metazoa, Mollusca, Bivalvia, Ostreida, Ostreidae. Bases 90 to 857 code for a protein of 255 amino acids. The record is from RefSeq and is a predicted model, not a curated record. Gene Ontology annotation, biological process: protein ubiquitination. The transcript has 3 exons.
AACACGCUUUCACGCGAAAGUGUAUCUUUUUAUGUUUCAGAAGAUUGCAUUUUCUUCUUCUUUUCUUAAUUUUCAAACUUAAUUGCGUUAUGGAGAAGGAGAACGCUUUGGAAAAGAUUAUAGGCAGCGAUGUGAUAGGAUUAUUGAAGUGCAACAUUUGCUGGGAUUUUUUCACGGAGCCCACCAUUUUGCCUUGCGGACACACGUUUUGUAUGGGAUGCUUGAACGAAAUAGGCCGACAUCGGGUGAAGAACGCGAAACCAGCAGUAAGCUGUGACGUCACCAUACUCUGUCCUAACUGUCGCCAUGGAGUCAAGCUGGAUGACGUCAACAACCUGAAGAAUGGUGUUCGAUUAAACUACGCGCUGAGUUCCAUAAAAGAAACAUUGACCAAUUUUCAGUCUGUGCCGAAAGCUGACGCAGCAACGAAUACCGAGACGGGCGCGGUGUUGGACGAGAAGCUGAAGAAGGUGGAGCAGAAUAUGAACAACGUCUUCUACGAACUGAAGAAAAAAGGCAAUGUCAUUCACAGUACUUACGCAGAGAUCGCCAAAAUCAGGGAAAACCAUCUGGGAAGCCCAGCAUGUAAUGAAAACAUGAGGUCACAAGAAAAAUCAAAAACUAAAUGGGAUCAAGAUGUCGACGUCAAGAAAAGCAAACUCAACGUCAACCAGCCCGAAUUUGUUCCGCGCAGUCGCCAAUCCUUCGGAAGGCCGCAGAACACGUACAGGGGGAGGGGAGGCCUGUUCUUUGGUGGUCGGCCUUGGAAGUUUGCCCCAGCCGUGACCCCACAGUACAAUGCGGGCCACCCUGCUUACGACCCGGCCAUUGUGUCCGUUUAUGGGCCUUCACAUUAGAAAAAUAGAAUAACACUUUUGAUAUUAUUUUUUUUUCUUGGUAAAUAUUUUUUCACGGGAAGAAGCGUUGACCUAUUCAUUUUUCUCAAGCUAGAACACUGACGACGCCAUUUUGAUGAAUUUAUGUCUGGCCUUUUCCAGAAAGAAUAUUUGUAAAUUUAUAUACAUUUUUUGAAAACUUACAAAUAUAUACAAACUUAAAAAAGGAUAAUAAUAA